ACAAAAUUAAAUGAGACUAAUCUUUUAACUUGAUCAUUCAUGUAUAGAGGAAAAUAAAUCAUACGUCUGAGUGGCAAAAAAUAUGUGAAUAUUUGCUUCCAAUUUGUAACAACAAGACCCCCUUGGGAAUAUCUCAAACUAUAUAUUUUUGUUAACUCGUGAUCAGUUUAUAGUUGAUCAAUUCUUUUAAACAGUCUGGACCACUUCAGCUCACAGAUGAUAUUGGGUUUUCUCUCAUGAACUUCUUAUUUCAAGUCAUUUUACAGGAUUUCUGUCAGAUUGGAGUCAGGACUUACUAAACAUCUGCUUCUGUGAAUCCUCUGUGAUUCUUUAAUAGGAACCCUGGCUCAAAUGCAGCAAAACAUGUUGAAAUCAUGAUACUUCUUCCACCGUGCUUCACAAAUGGGAUUUCCAGCUUGUCUACAUUAACCGCCCGUGGAUGGGAGGAGUGUUGCCAUCCACAUUACUGUUGUUGACGUUCUCCUGAGAGAGGAGUCAAGACAUUUACAAGAACAACAUGGUCCACCUGGUGGGUUCCCUCCGCAGAGAGCUGGCCGACUCCCUGUCCGCCUGCAAGGUCCUGGUGGUGGGAGCGGGAGGCAUCGGCUGCGAGCUGCUGAAGAACCUGGUUCUCACCGGCUUCAAGAACAUCGAAGUGAUCGACUUGGACACUAUUGAUGUGAGCAACUUGAACCGUCAAUUCCUCUUUCAGAAGAAGCAUGUUGGCAAGUCCAAAGCACAGGUGGCCAAGGAGAGUGCUUUGCAGUUCUGUCCUAGUGCAAACAUCACAGCCUACCAUGACAGCGUCAUGAACCCUGAUUACAACGUGGAGUUCUUUAGAAAAUUCAUGCUGGUGAUGAACGCUCUAGAUAACAGAGCUGCCCGUAACCACGUGAACAGGAUGUGUUUGGCAGCUGAUAUCCCUCUGAUUGAGAGCGGCACUGCUGGGUAUCUGGGACAAGUCACCGUUAUCAAGAAGGGGAUGACAGAGUGCUACGAAUGCCAACCUAAGCCUUCCCAGAAGACCUUCCCAGGAUGCACCAUAAGAAAUACGCCAUCUGAGCCCAUUCACUGCAUUGUCUGGGCCAAGUAUCUUUUCAAUCAGCUGUUUGGAGAAGAGGAUGCAGAUCAAGAGGUGUCGCCAGACACUGCAGACCCAGAAGCUGCAUGGAAACCAGAGGAGGCAGCAGCUCGUGCCACAGCCUCAGAGAAGGACGGUGACAUCAAGAGAGUCUCCACCAAAGAAUGGGCCCGCUCCACCGGAUAUGACCCAGUUAAACUCUUCAACAAGCUUUUCAAAGAUGACAUCAUGUAUCUCCUGACCAUGGACAAGCUGUGGAAGAAGAGGAAAGCGCCCACACCUCUGGACUGGAAGCACCUGGAGAAAAAUGUCCGCCCCCAGGAGAGCUCCGCCUCAGGUUUGAAGGACCAGCAGGUCCUGGGUGUCUGGGGCUACUGCCAGAUGUUCCAGCACAGUGUGGAAACUCUCCGCUCACAGUUGAAGGAGAUGGGCGACGGCGGGGAACUGGUCUGGGACAAGGAUGACUCACCAGCCAUGGACUUUGUCACAGCAGCAGCCAACCUGCGUAUGCACAUCUUCAGCAUGAACAUGAAGAGCCGCUUCGAUGUUAAAUCAAUGGCAGGAAACAUCAUCCCAGCUAUUGCCACGACCAACGCUAUUAUUGCAGGACUUAUCGUGCUGGAGGGGUUGAAGAUUCUCUCUGGAGAGCUGGAGUCCUGUCGCACGAUCUUCUUGAACAAGUGUCCUAACCUCAGGAAGAAGCUGCUGGUCCCAUGCAUCCUGGACCCGCCCAGUGCCAACUGCUAUGUCUGUGUCAGCAAACCCGAAGUCACCGUCAAACUCAACGUACAGAAAACCACAGUCCUUUCGCUGCAGGACAGAAUCCUGAAGGAGAGGUUUGGAAUGGUGGCUCCAGAUGUUCAGAUAGAGGAUGGUAAAGGAACCAUCCUCAUCUCCUCUGAAGAAGGAGAGACGGAUGCCAACAACGACAAAUUUAUUGGCGACUUUGGGAUCCGUAACGGCAGCCGUCUCCAAGCUGACGACUUCCUACAAGACUACACACUCCUCAUUAAUGUCCUGCACACUGAGGCGCUAGAGCGGGAUGUGGAGUUUGAAGUUGUGGGUGAGGCCCCAGACAAAGCUCCAGCCCCUCAGACUAACCAGGAGGAAGCUAACAGUAUCACUAACGGCAACAAAGACUCCGCCCAGCCAUCCACGUCCUCGAAAGCUCCAGCAGAAGACGAUGACGUCAUGUUGGUGGACUCUGAUGAGGAGGAAAGCGGGUCGUCCAGCUCUGCGGCAGUGGUGAUUGGGUCCAAGAGGAAGCACGCAGACACAGAGACUGGCGAGACUUCCACCAAGCGCCUGCGGACGGACCCGUCCAGCGCAGAUGCUACAGCCGCUGACAAUGAUGACGAUGACAUAAUCGCUCUGGACUAAAACCCCUUUUGGUCUCUUUUUCAAAGACUAUUUUGAAUUCUGGUUAUUUGAGUCCAGACAGACAGUAGGUUUAAAUAAAACACCUCUUUGAUGAAGAAGAAUUUACUCCCUUGGUUCAUCUGUUGUCAUCUCCCUUCCCCCAUCAAAUGUAUUUGUGUUUUCAUACACACUUUCAGAUAUGAUGCUGUAAAUAGAUUCUACAUUUGAAAAAAAAAAAAAAAAAAACUUCAACUCCUUUUUUUUUUUUUAUUCGUUUAUGACCCUGAAAUACUUCUCUUGUUGGCUUAAAAAGUGCUUCUUUUUUUUGUAUUUUUUAUAAACGUACUGUAUUUCUCAUACUACACCAGUAAGAGUGUCUACAUGCUUUCAGAAGAAUAACAUUUGAGAACCAAAAGAUUUUGUCAUGUUGGAGCGUGGAAGUUCUUGUAAAGGAGGUGGAGAGAAGCCGGGGCCUGCAGCUUGUGCUACUUCAGCCUGACUUGCCUGCAUGUGAAUGUUUUUCAUCUGUGGUGGGCUCUGUGUCAUACAGAGGCACUGAUGGGGUGCCACCAAAGUUUCUGUGCCACAGAGUUAGUUUGCUACCUCUUUCCGGAAGCAUCUUUUUUUUGCAUAAAUCUUUAACCAUACUGUCUGCUCUGUGGCUUCCUGUAAAGCUGCACUGACGGCACUGUGUCGUUCAGAAAGCGUUGACUGGGCUUAAGUAGUUUAGACCCAUGCUGCUAAACUUUAAAGCAGCACAAAGCAACUUCUAGAUUAAAAAAAAAAAAAAAAAAAAUGUUUUUGGUCUACUGGCUCCACAUCUCUCAUGCUCCAUCUCUUCCUCAGUCUCUUUUUCUAUUGUCCUUAUUUUAAUUCACCCCCGCCGUGAUGUCCGUUGUAGCUCUGUGAGCUGGUUUCAUCGUUGCCGGUGUGAUUAAAUUUCUGUGAACCAACUAGCAGUUGUCAAAAGGGACAAAUCAGGACGGGAGUCCAAAGUUACUUUGGCUGUUUUCUGUUCAAAGUGAGGCCAGAGGACGGCAGUUGCCAGGUGACACUUCCUAAAAGCCAGCAAAAAGUCCUUGAAUUAAAAUUGUAACUGAUACUUUGUGCUGCUUCAAAUGUUCUUUGGUGACUUUUAGUAUGACUGUUCUGUUUGAGCAAAAAUGUCUGUUUAAAAAAAAAAAAAAAAAACAAACAGUCCCACAGGUGGCCAACGGUUUAAAUUGAUUAGUUCAGAUUGAUCGAGUUUAUGUGCUUGAAUAACAGAGGAGUCCCUGGCACCAAGUGGGGCAGCUGAGCUCCUGGCAGCUUAAGUCCCAGUAUUUGUCCAUAAUUGUCAUUCUGACUUGAAAGAUUUUGGACCAAUUAGAUGAAGACAAUAAAUUGAACCAUUUCA
Molecule: messenger RNA, 3836 nt
Organism: Cololabis saira (Pacific saury)
Lineage: Eukaryota; Metazoa; Chordata; Actinopteri; Beloniformes; Belonidae
Gene: uba2
Product: ubiquitin-like modifier activating enzyme 2
Exons: 19
Coding region: 518-2461 (647 amino acids)
Biological process (GO): protein sumoylation
Cellular component (GO): cytoplasm; SUMO activating enzyme complex
Molecular function (GO): SUMO activating enzyme activity
Source: RefSeq, a predicted model, not a curated record